CGGGUGACUCGGUCGCACGGCUGCUGCUGCUUUAUUUGGAUUCGGCGACUUUUUCUUUCCACUCUGAACGAUCGACCAAAAAGCUCAGUCGGAUCUCGCACCAACACCUGCCCUCCGUGCUGCAUUCACGCUGGCUGUCGCACGCCCAGCAAGGACUGUGCUGUCGCUGUUGGUCCAAGUCCACCGGCCUCAACUUAGCAUCACCGGAGCGCUCCAACCACUCCAAGCAACAGCAAGAGGACAAGGGCACACGGCACGUUGCCUACAAUUACAAUCUCGGGUUCCAUCGAAAGCGUGGAACUUGGGCAGCACCCUUGACUUGCCCUUGCAACGCCGCCACCAACACCGCUGUUUCUCAUCCAGCAGGCCGUGCGCAAUGGCGGAGGAUGAGCCGGGCGUGAGCCGCCCCGUGCAGAUGGGCGACUGGAGGAUCAAGCCUCUGCCCAUGCAAUACACAACGGUGCAGCUGCAUCGCACCUUCACCCCAGCACAGAUGCAGGUCUUGAAGAAGGGCAUCAUGCCUCACGAAAUGGAGGACAAGUGGUUUGUGUACAUGCAAGACAACACGCUCAACUUGCAUCGCAGCUGGACAGGCUUCUGCGUGUACCGCGUGCACUUUGUGGAGGAGGACGGGCAGUACCGCAUGCUCUCUGCCGACGUGAACCGAAACCCGGACGAGUACCUCAACGUCGACGACCAGCACGACAUUGAGAUGAUCUCCUUCCUCAUCGACGCCCUCUUCCACCUCGGCCACGCCAAUUACCCGGACGUCCCAGCCGUGCACGCCAACAGGCAAAAACAAGAGUAGAAGCGAAGCACAAGGUGCUGCUUCGUCUGCGCCCUUUCCCUCCACCUGAUGCUCUCGAUCUCCGCUGCAGCUGGCCUUUUUCGU
Molecule: messenger RNA, 892 nt
Organism: Salpingoeca rosetta
Lineage: Eukaryota; Choanoflagellata; Craspedida; Salpingoecidae
Exons: 1
Coding region: 377-808 (143 amino acids)
Source: RefSeq, a predicted model, not a curated record